UCUUAUCCUUUUAAAUUCUCACACAUCAGCCACACUAUCCCACAAAAUAAGUCACAAGAAGAAUAUAGAGAUUCAUGAUUCUUUGAUCUUGAGAUGGAAUGAAUUGAUUCAUUUGAAUAUAAUUAGUGAGAUUUGCAUAGUUGUGUGCGCCAGUACUGGUGGUGUAUAUAAAUUAAUUAAAGCUUGUAACAGAGUGGAGCUGUAAUUCACAGCACGAGUCAUUUUCCGAAAUCAUCAGAGCCGUUUUUCUUAUCCAAACAUAUACUCCUUGGCAUCUCUGUCUCUAUAAAUAGAAGCUGAAACACACCCAAAUUUGCACACACAUAUGGUAAGUAAUUAUGGAGAUUGUGAGAGAGGUAGCAAGCAAGAAUGCGUUGGUGAUUUUCACCAAGAGCUGGUGCUGCAUGUGCCACAGUAUGAAGGCUCUGUUGUACGAGCUAGGCGCGAGCCCGGCCGUGUACGAGCUGGACCAACACCCAAGUGGCGCCCAAAUGGAGGGGGCCUUGAGGGCUCUCGGCUGCACCCCUGUCGUCCCUGCCGUCUUCAUCGGCGGCGCCUUCGUCGGCUCUGCCAAGGAUAUGAUCUCCCUCCACGUUGAAGGAUCACUCAAGCACUUGCUCAUCAAAGCCAAGGCUAUUUGGUUAUAACCCACCUCCACAUUAAUUAAUUCUUCUAUUCUCACCUCACUUACACUUAAUUUCAUCUCCACUUUCGUUGCAUCAAUGCAAUGUUAAUUAGCUCUUGUAAAUUAAAGUUUUAAUUUAUCUCGCUUUCGUUUCAUCAUAGAUGCAUGCAUGAGAUGAGAUGAGAUGAGAUCUCGUACCUUGUACAAUUCUUGAGUCUCCUAUAUCCAUGGAUUUUACUUUGUAUCUCUACUUCAAGAAAUUUGAUAAGGAAAAUACAAGAUUAAUUUCUCGUUUUGUGAUUGACAA
Molecule: messenger RNA, 932 nt
Organism: Salvia miltiorrhiza (redroot sage)
Lineage: Eukaryota; Viridiplantae; Streptophyta; Magnoliopsida; Lamiales; Lamiaceae
Product: glutaredoxin-C11
Exons: 1
Coding region: 339-647 (102 amino acids)
Source: RefSeq, a predicted model, not a curated record